AUGCAGGCUCGUGGUGGUUGUGCCGCCUGUGCUGCGGAGACGGGCGCUCCCGGCAGAAGAGCGGGGCAGGCAGCGGGGGUGGUAAUCUUAAACUACGGCGUGAAACGCCAGAGGUCAUACGGAGAUGACUUUGAUGAGCUUGUGGUGAGUAACAAUGAUGUUGUGCUCAAAAAUAUCGCUGAAGAUUUGCGGAAUCGUUUACCCAUCGAGGCAAUGUUUAAUUCAGAACAUCAAGCUGUUCAGAAAAUACACCAGCAUCCACUGCCCAUGAUUCAUGUUGAUGCAUUCCUUUAUGAUGAUGAUUUUGUUGAUUCAUUGUGUGAGGAGGGGAAAAUGAGUAGGAGCUACUGCACAGAGUGUGGCUCAUACAAGACUGCAUCUUUAGAGUUUAUUUCGCAUUCCUUUUCCCUCAUGGAACUGAAGUUUCUUUAUCAACAUGUACUGCCUGACCUGACAGGAAAGGUAGUGGUUGACGUUGGCUCCAGGCUUGGUGCAGUGCUAUUUGCGGGUUAUCUUUAUAGCUCAGCAGCCCAACUGUGUGGAGUAGAAAUGAAUGCAGACUUUUGCCAGUUGCAAGAAACAAUGAUUACAAAAUACCAGUUCAUUGACAGAAUAAAGGUGGUUCACGCAGACAUCUGUACUCAGGCUUCACUUCUUCAGAAAGCUGAUGUUGUUGUAAUGAAUAAUGUCUUUGAAUAUUUUCUUGACAGACAGGAACAGGCCAGAGCUUGGGAAUUUAUUGCUUGUAAUGUAAGAAAAAGAGGGUCUUUGUUAGUGACGGUUCCGAGCCUUAAAGAAUCACUUUCGAAGCUCCAGACAGAUAUACAGCUCAGUCAAUGGGUCGAAGAGAUGCAGCUAAACUAUGAUGUGUAUAUGGAAAAGGAUGUUGACAGAGAAGCACUUGAACAAAUACAUUUAUACAAGAUUCUUUAGUACCUGGAAAAAUGUACUAGUAUCCUUGUAAUAUGUGUUUUGGAUCUAAAAUGAAUUUGGAUUGAUUUGUGUGAAUAAAUUAGGUCAGAAUUCUUAUUGUGAUUAA
Messenger RNA from Athene cunicularia (burrowing owl), 1039 nucleotides. RefSeq lists its product as uncharacterized. The transcript has 8 exons. Lineage: Eukaryota; Metazoa; Chordata; Aves; Strigiformes; Strigidae. The record is from RefSeq and is a predicted model, not a curated record. Gene Ontology annotation, molecular function: S-adenosylmethionine-dependent methyltransferase activity. The coding region runs from base 1 to 933 and encodes 310 amino acids.